AUGGGCACCCUGGGCAAGGCGAGAGAGGCUCCGAGGAAACCUUCUCAUGGCUGCAGAGCUGCCACUAAAGCAAAACUAGAGGCGAAGUCAGCCAGCAGCCCCUUCCCUUCUCAUCCCAGCCUGGCCCAGAUCACCCAGUUCCGCAUGAUGGUGUCUCUGGGACAUUUAGCCAAAGGAGCCAGCCUGGACGAUCUCAUCGACAGCUGCAUUCAAUCUUUUGAUGCAGAUGGAAACCUGUGUCGAAGUAACCAACUGUUGCAAGUCAUGCUGGCCAUGCACCGAAUUAUCAUUUCCUCUGCUGAACUGCUCCAGAAAGUUGUCACCCUCUAUAAGGAUGCCUUGGCAAAGAAUUCGCCAGGGCUUUGCCUGAAGAUCUGCUAUUUUGUAAGGUACUGGAUAACAGAAUUCUGGAUCAUGUUUAAAAUGGAUGCCAGCCUGACACACACCAUGGAGGAGUUCCAGGAACUGGUGAAGGCCAACGGGGAGGAGCUACACCGCCGUCUGAUUGACACGACCCAGAUCAAUGCCCGUGACUGGUCCAGGAAACUGACUCAAAGGAUAAAAUCGAACACCAGCAAGAAGCGUAAAGUCUCCCUGCUCUUUGACCACCUGGAACCAGAAGAGUUAUCCGAGCACCUCACGUACCUUGAGUUCAAGUCCUUCCGGAGGAUAUCCUUCUCCGAUUAUCAGAAUUACCUUGUGAACAGCUGCGUGAAGGAGAACCCCACCAUGGAGCGGUCCAUUGCCCUGUGUAACGGCAUCUCCCAGUGGGUACAGCUGAUGGUUCUCAGCCGCCCCACCCCGCAGCUCCGGGCAGAAGUCUUCAUCAAGUUCAUCCAGGUGGCUCAGAAGCUCCACCAGCUACAGAAUUUCAAUACAUUGAUGGCUGUGAUAGGUGGGCUGUGUCACAGCUCAAUCUCCAGGCUCAAGGAGACAAGUUCGCACGUCCCACAUGAAAUCAAUAAGGUUCUGGGGGAGAUGACCGAGCUCCUGUCCUCCUGUAGAAACUAUGACAACUACCGGCGAGCCUACGGGGAGUGCACCCAAUUCAAGAUUCCCAUCCUGGGGGUGCACCUCAAGGACCUCAUCUCCCUGUACGAGGCCAUGCCCGAUUACCUGGAGGAUGGGAAGGUGAACGUCCACAAGCUGCUGGCUCUUUAUAAUCAUAUCAACGAACUGGUCCAGCUGCAAGAGGUGGCCCCACCCCUGGAAGCCAACAAGGACUUGGUGCACCUGCUGACGUUGUCCUUAGAUCUCUACUACACUGAAGAUGAAAUCUAUGAGCUGUCCUAUGCCCGGGAACCAAGGAACCACAAAGCCCCACCACUAACACCUUCAAAGCCCCCAGUAGUAGUGGACUGGGCUUCUGGAGUAUCUCCCAAACCUGACCCAAAGACCAUAAGCAAACACGUCCAGAGGAUGGUGGAUUCGGUCUUCAAGAACUAUGAUCAUGACCAGGAUGGAUACAUUUCUCAGGAAGAGUUUGAGAAGAUUGCCGCCAGUUUCCCCUUUUCCUUCUGUGUGAUGGACAAAGACAGGGAAGGCCUCAUCAGCAGAGAGGAGAUAACGGCCUACUUCAUGAGAGCCAGCUCCAUCUACUCCAAGCUGGGCCUGGGCUUUCCUCACAACUUCCAAGAGACCACCUACCUGAAACCUACUUUCUGUGACAACUGUGCUGGAUUUCUCUGGGGAGUGAUCAAACAAGGAUACCGAUGUAAAGACUGCGGGAUGAACUGCCACAAACAAUGCAAAGAUCUGGUUGUGUUUGAGUGCAAGAAGCGAGCCAAGAACCCAGCAGCAAUAACCGAGAACAGUACCCCUGGAGGGCCAACAUCCAGCCUUUGCUCACUGGGAGCCAAAGACCUGCUCCAUGCACCUGAGGAGGGACCUUUCACAUUCCCUAAUGGGGAGGCUGUGGAACACAGUGAGGAAAGUAAAGAUCGGACCAUCAUGCUCAUGGGAGUGUCCUCACAGAAGAUUUCUGUUCGGCUGAAGAGGACUGUCGCCCACAAGGCCACCCAGACGGAAUCCCCGCCCUGGCUUGGCAGUGAGCGUCCCUGUGGUCCCUUUGUGCUCUCUUCCCCAAGGAAGACAGCCCAGGAUACUCUGUAUGUGCUUCCUAGUCCCACAUCUCCUUGCCCCAGCCCAGUCUUGGUCAGAAAGCGGGCUUUUGUCAAGUGGGAGAAUAAAGAAUCCCUCAUAAAAUCAAAGGAGGAUCUCCGUCAUCUCAGACUGCCAACCUACCAAGAGCUGGAACAGGAAAUAAAUACCCUGAAAGCAGAUAAUGACGCUCUAAAGAUCCAACUGAAAUAUGCACAGAAGAAAAUAGAAACUCUCCAACUUGCAAGAAGCAAUCACGUCUUAGCUCAGAUGGAGCAGGGUGACUGUUCUUAGCCAAGAAUCUCAAGGAGCACAAUGUGUAGAUGAGUAUAUCAGAGAUCUCACUUAACUAAAAUAAAUAACAAACACCUGGUGUACCUUAGAUCAACCAGCUCUUUUAAAAGGUCACUUUAAAAGAGAAAAGCAAGUUACUUUUUUUUUUCUUCCUUUAACCUAGUAAGUGGAACUGUCUUCCCUUCCAGUCACUUGAAUCAAAGGGGAGGAAAGCUGAAGAAUGCAAAAUUUUUGCCAUUCACACCACAAACAUCUGCCACCCCCAACCCCGGGACUAAUACCUACAGCUUGAUAAAAACAUGGCUGUAGUUUUCUGACAAGGUAGCUUCUCCUAUGUGGCCUGCCUAGCAACUUCCUCCUUAGAACUAAAAUCCCUGGAAAAUGAAUUUGCUUCCUUCUGUGGGUUUUCUGGGAGCUGAGGGAUUUACCCUGUUCCAUCCAAAGCUUGCUUACAGUGGAAAAAUACAUUCCACAAACAGCUUUACUUCCUCUAUAUUCCAGCAUUCUUUUCGAAUCUGGUUCCCACUUCACUACCUCAGAUCUGAUCAACUAGCCUUCUCCCACUCCUUCCUCACUAGGCUCAUACUCACGUGAGAAUACCUACCUACGAGUAAACAUCUAGAGAUGGAGCCACAGAUCGGGGGGAACAUUAUCCAAUUACAGGUCAACUCAUAGUUUUAGUCACACAGUCAUAAGUAGCCAAACUAAACACCUAGAAACAUGGCAAAUACCACUUCAGACAUGACUAGCCAGGUAGCUAAAAUAAACAUACUACAAACAUGAUGUCUGUCCUCACAGAUGUACAUUGGAUAGAAUUAGGAACUUCAGGCUUUUUGAAGAAGAGUCUGUUAAACUUUUCAUGUGCCAUCUUUUUUUUUUUUUUUUUGGAAGUUAACUAUUUUGAACUGAAUUUGUGCUUAUACGGUCUUAAUACUAUUUAGAAAUAAGCUAAUUGGAUCAGAGGCUUCAAUAACAGCCCAGAGUGUAUAUGUGUAUAUUAUGUAUAUACAAUAUCAAGCAUGCAUGUGGCUUGGAAUUUUGUCUCCUCCUUCAUAAAAUGUGGAAUUAAACAACUUUUAGUCAUUUACACAAAUCCACAAAUUUAAAGUUGUUUGUUACAAGAUAAAGAAAUAGCUCACCACAUAAAGUGUAUUGUUGAGCAAAAUCACAAGAAUCCGAUGAGCUUUCUAGUAAUGAAGGUUAAUGAUAAAUGGGCUUGUUUAGUUGGGCAACUAUAAACUCCUUUAUCAGAUUCUUGAUUUCUCUAAAAAGUUCAAAUUAUCAUUCUUUUUGAGGGGAACUUACCUUCCAUGUUGGAAAGCUUGGUACCAAGCAGACUUGAAAUUCAUACAAGUUGACCAACAGCCAAGAACUUAAUCUCAACAAUUUAAAGUUCCAAACCUAAAGCCAACAACACCAAAUCUUAAUCAGAAUACGAAGAACAUAUACAGUAUAGCUUCCUUGGAGGAUUCAGACUAUUUAAGAAGUUUCCUUGAUGAAAGACCAGUUCCCAUUUGCAUACCUCCUUGCUCUGAGCAUUAGUGACAAAACUAGUGAGUAGCUUUCAGUUAGUGUUUCAAAGAAUUACUUUACACACAAAUUUACCCUUUCCUAAAU
Herpailurus yagouaroundi (jaguarundi) is the source of this 4011-nucleotide messenger RNA. It is a transcript of the gene RASGRP1, whose product is annotated as RAS guanyl releasing protein 1. Gene Ontology annotation, cellular component: plasma membrane. Bases 1 to 2394 code for a protein of 797 amino acids. The transcript is spliced from 17 exons. NCBI's taxonomy places the organism in Eukaryota, Metazoa, Chordata, Mammalia, Carnivora, Felidae. Gene Ontology annotation, molecular function: calcium ion binding; guanyl-nucleotide exchange factor activity. Gene Ontology annotation, biological process: Ras protein signal transduction. The record is from RefSeq and is a predicted model, not a curated record.